GUCACCUGGUGUUUCUUUAGUUGGUUCAUUUAAUUUCUUAGGUUGCUUAUUUUAGCAAUACUUUGGAUAGUGAUUGUUUUGUCAAAUUUAUUUUUGUAACAAUUAGACCUAAUUACAAUUUGCUUUAAAAAAAUGGAACAAAAAAGAAAAGAAGAAGAUAUUCCAGGUGAAGAAGGCAACUUAUUAGAACAGCCAAAGGAAGAUACGAUAGCACCUCGAAAUCCUUUUAUGAAAGUGCGCACCUAUGUUUUGGCGCUGAGACCGUGGUCUCUAAGUGCAAGCUUGUUACCGACACUUCUUGGAGCAGCACUCUCUUACCGGCUACCGGGCGACAAUGGUUUCAGUUGGUGGACUCUCUUGCUAACAUUGUGCACAAUACUUCCGGUUCACGGCGCCGGUAAUGUCGUCAACACGUAUUUCGAUUUUGUUAAAGGAAUCGACAACCGCAAGUCCGAUGACAGAACUUUAGUAGAUCAUAUUUUGAGUAUUGAUGAAGUGGUAUCCCUUGGUGCAAUACUAUACCUAGCUGGAUGUGCAUUUUUUGUUCCGUUGGUAAUUUCAUCACCUGCCCGUAUGGAGCAUCUAGCUUUAGUUUAUUUUGGGGGUUUAUCAUCCUCCUUUCUAUAUACUGGUGGUAUAGGUUUGAAAUAUAUAGCUCUGGGGGAUAUAUUAGUUUUAGUAACAUUUGGUCCAGUGUCUGUAGUAUUCGCUUUUCUGGCCCAGACGGGACGAGUUGAUUGGCCCAUAAUGGCUUAUGCGAUACCGUUAGCCUUAAACACAGAGGCAAUAUUACAUAGUAAUAAUACGAGGGAUUUAGAAAUAGACUGUAAAGCUGAAAUAGUAACACUGGCUAUACUAAUUGGAAGAACAGCAUCUUAUCUAUUGUUUGCAUUUUUAUUAUUUAUUCCAUAUAUAAUGUUUGUGGUUGCUUCUGUCCGUUGUUCAUUAUGGUUCUUGUUGCCAAUGCUUACAUUACCAAGAGCUUUUGAAAUAGAAAGAAGAUUUAGAAGUCCAGAUGCUAUGAGGUAUGUGCCAAGACAAACAGCUAGGUUAAACUUUUAUUUUGGUAUGCUAUACAUGAUCUCAUGUUUGUUUGCUAAUAAGCUGCCAUUUCUUUUACGAUAGAUAAAAGAUAGGUGGACACUAAAUUUAUUGUCUGGUACCAAAUAUAUUUAUAAAUCUAAUAAUAAAGUUAUUUGUUAAAGAAUUUAAUUUUGUGAACAAAUAAAAUCAUUAUAAUGUAAUGUUAUGAAUCUUAUUGAGUUAAAUAUAUUUCCAUUUUUAAAUUCACUAAUUAUAGUUCCAAUAAAAUCACUAAAUUAUUACAAUGUUAAUAGGAAUAAGAUCAUUUGAUACCACAAGCUACUUAAUGCCUUAAAAAUUUAGUGACCAAUUGCAAUAUAAGAUUUCUUUGAGUACCCAAUUGAUUAUAAUUAUAAUCUUUAGUCCUAAAUGACAGACAAACUUCACACAAAUUUGUAUAAUAUAAUUUUUUUUAAUGUCGAGAGUUAUGUCUUUGCCUUGUAUGUUGUAAUUUCUCCUUCCAGUGUAAAGAAUAUUGUUACUAGAAAUAAUGUUGGUAAUAGUUUCCCGCUAUGUUAAUUUUAUUCAUGAUUGUAGACUGAUAAACAUACCUUAUGCCAUACAUAUGCAAAUCUAAAUGAAUGAAUGGAGAGAUUUAGUUAUUAGAUUCUAGAAUUAUUUACGUGAAGGUGAUAUAAUAUCUUCUUAUUUCUUUGAAUCUCUUGUAACAUAUUCAUAAUCUUACAAAUAUUCCUAUCUACAAAGUGUUGUGUGUUAAAGCUUUAUUAAUGUUAUUGUAUUAGAAAUUAUGCAAUCUUCUUUAUCAUAUUGAAUAUAGUUAAGUGUUAAUGUGAAUUGGACAAUAAUUUAUUGCUAAAAAUUAAGAAAAAAAAUAUAAUUAUUUACAAUUUUCAUA
Bombyx mandarina (wild silkworm) is the source of this 1939-nucleotide messenger RNA. RefSeq names its product UbiA prenyltransferase domain-containing heix (gene heix). Gene Ontology annotation, cellular component: endoplasmic reticulum; Golgi membrane. The record is from RefSeq and is a predicted model, not a curated record. Gene Ontology annotation, biological process: menaquinone biosynthetic process; vitamin K biosynthetic process. Lineage: Eukaryota; Metazoa; Arthropoda; Insecta; Lepidoptera; Bombycidae. Gene Ontology annotation, molecular function: prenyltransferase activity.